CACCAUAGGGAGGGGCCAUGCCGAUUUAAAUGCUUGUGGCGCGGGGCUCCUGGCGUGGAGGGAGCGGAGAGACAGAGGACGCCGCGUCAGCCUUGUCAAGACAGGACAUAAGCAGACCUUAAGCAAGUUCUGUGCCACCAGCUGUCCACGAUGAACGGCCAGGCUCCUCCUCAUGAUGUCGUAGUUGCCAAUGGGACUGAGAAGUUCAUUGUCCCUAAAAUCAAGAAGAACCAAUUGGGAGCCAGCACUCCUUCAAGGCCCCAAGCAGAAGCUGCCCUACCUACCACAGCCAGAAGUAUUGCUGGGGUAUAUGUGGAGGCCUCGGGGCAGACCCAGAGCAUCUAUGCUGCUAUGAAGCAAGGCCUCCUGCCCACUGGGCUUGGACUGACUUUGCUUGAGGCCCAGGCAGCCACUGGGGGCCUCGUGGACCUUGCCCAGGGCCAGCUUCUUCCUGUGUCUGAGGCCUUAAGGCGGGGUCUGGUGGGAUUGGAGCUUAAGGAGAAAUUACUGGCUGCUGAACGUGCAGUUACUGGCUAUCCCGACCCCUAUGGGGGUGAAAAGCUGUCCCUCUUCCAGGCCAUCAAGAAAGAAGUUGUAGACAGGACCCUGGGGUGGAGAUUGCUAGAGGCCCAGUUAGCUACUGGGGGCCUGGUGGACCCAACCCAGGGUGUGCAAGUAGCCCCAGAGCUAGCCUGCCAGCAGGGCCUUUUGGAUAAGGAGACAUGGCUCAGCCUGGUGGAGUCAGAGCCCAGUAUGGGUACCCCUGGUUUUUCUGACCCCAACACGCUGGAGCAGCUGCCAUACUCUGUGAUUUUGGGUAGGUGUGUGCAAGACUCCAGCUCAGGGCUGCCCCUAUUGCCCUUAAAGACCACCUUCCACACCCUGGCUGGAGCAGCCAGUGCGUCAAUGCUGCUGGAGGCAGGAGUACUAAAUGAGGAGAUGGUCCGAGGCCUGCAGGAGGGCAUGCUGGUGGUGUCAGAUGUGGGCACACGUCCCGAGGUGCGACGUUAUCUGGAAGGCACUGGAGGGUUAGCGGGGGUUGUCCUGUUGCCUGGAGGUCACAAGAAGAGCUUUUUCCAGGCUACGGUUGAACACUUGCUCUCAAAGGGUAUUGCACUACAACUCUUAGAGGCUCAGGCUGCCACCCGCACCCUUGUGCACCCAACCACAGGCCAGCGUCUUUGGGUGGAAGAGGCAGUCAAGGCUGGCCUGGUUGGCCCAGAACUUCAUGAGCAGCUCCUGGUUGCAGAACAGGCAGUGACUGGGUAUUAUGACCCCUUUAGCAGCUCCCGAAUCCCCGUUUUCCAGGCUAUGAAGAAGGGACUUGUGGACCAGCCACUGGCUCUGCGUCUCCUAGAUGCCCAGCUAGCCACAGGUGGGCUUAUAUGCCCAACCCGCAGAUUCCGGCUGCCUCUGGAGGCUGCCCUGCGCUUUGGCUGUCUGGAUGAAGAGACUCGGCAGCGUCUCUCUCAGGCAAUGGGUUUUUCAGAUCCUACCACACACGAUCGUCUUGGAUAUGAACAGCUGCUGGCCCUCUCUGUUACUGACCCAGAGACAGGGCUUGCCUUCCUGCCUCUCCCUGGAAUGUCUCAUGCAAAUGAGCCCCAGGGACCCACAUUUAUUGAUCACUGUACUCGACAGGCAUUGAGCAAGGCUACAACCUCCAUCUCUGUAGGGAGGUACCAGGGCCGGCCUGUCUCCCUCUGGGAACUGCUCUUUUCUGAGGCAGUGCCCGUUAAGAAGAGGGCAAUGCUUGCCCAGCGGCACCAGGAAGGGGCUCUGUCCGUGGAGGAGCUGGCAGCUGAGCUGAAGAACAUUGUUGAGCAGGCUGCCGCAACUGCCAAAGUCACCUUUGCUGGGUUGAGGGACACCGUGACACCAGGAGAGUUGUUGAAAGCUGAGAUAAUCAAUCAGGACCUGUUUGAGCAGUUGGAACGUGGACAGACCUCAGCCCAAGAUGUGGGCAGCCUAGACUCUGUGCAGAGGUACCUGCAGGGCACAGGUAGUAUUGCAGGCCUUUUGCUUCCUGACUCCCAGGAACGGCUCAGUAUCUAUGAGGCCCGUAGCAAGGGGCUCCUCAGGCCUGGUACUGCCCUGAUCUUGCUUGAGGCCCAGGCUGCCACAGGCUUUAUCAUUGACCCAAAAGAGAACAAGAGAUACUCUGUGGAGGAGGCACUGAGGGCUGGUGUCAUUGGGCCCGAUGUAUAUGCCAAGUUGCUCUCUGCAGAACAUGCCGUGACUGGCUACACGGACCCCUACUCUGGGGAGCAGAUCUCCCUCUUCCAGGCCAUGCAGAGAGACCUCAUUGUGAGAGACCACGGCAUUCGCCUGCUGGAGGCCCAGAUUGCCACGGGUGGUGUCAUUGACCCCGUGCACAGCCACCGUGUGCCCGUGGACGUGGCCUACCAACGUGGCUACUUUGAUCAGAUUCUGAACUCUAUCCUGCUGGACCCAUCUGAUGACACCAAGGGCUUCUUUGACCCCAACACGCAUGAAAAUCUCACCUACCUGCAGCUCCUGGAGCGCUGUGUACAUGACUCCGAGACAGGCCUGCACCUCCUGCCCCUCAGUAGUACACGACCCCAGCUGGUGGAUAGCUCCACUCGGCAGGCCUUCCAGAAGCUACUGCUCUCCGUGAAAUAUGGACGGUUCCGGGGGCAGAGAGUUUCUGCGUGGGAGCUGGUUAACUCUGAAUAUUUCACAGAGGACCGGAGGAGGCAGCUCCUGCAACGUUAUCGGCAGCGCAAGAUCACACUGGAGCAGGUCACUCAGCUGCUGGAGAAAGAGAUGAGGAGGUGGGCAGACAUCACACUGCCUGCCCUACAGGGCCAGGUCACUGCCUACCAGCUCCUAGAGGCCCACAUCAUCAACCAAGAGCUCCUGGACCAGGUGCUGACAGGGACGAUCAGCCCAGAUGCCCUCCUUCAGAUGGGUGAUGUUCACAGGUACCUUCAGGGCUCAGGCACUGUGGGUGGUGUGCUGCUAAAGCCCUCCAACCAGCGAAUCAGUCUCUACCAGGCCAUGAAGCAGAAGCUGCUGGCACCUAGUACAGCUUUGGCCUUGCUGGAGGCCCAGGCAGCCACUGGAGCUAUCACUGACCCCUGCAGUAUGGAGACCCUGUCAGUAGAUGAGGCCGUGUGCCGGGGAGUCGUGGGAGCAGAAGUAUAUGGCAAGUUGAAGCGAGCAGAACAUUCUAUCACUGGCUACAGAGACCCCUUUUCUGGAAAAAAGGUGUCCCUGUUCAGGGCCAUGAAGAAGGGCCUCGUCCCCGUGGAGCAGGCGACCCGCCUACUAGAGGCCCAGGUGUCCACAGGAGGGGUCGUUGAUCCCACAACCCACCUCCACCUCCCCAUGCCUGUGGCAGUCCAGCGUGGCUGCAUUGAUCGAGAGAUGGAGGCGGCCUUGUCCAGAUCUCCUGAGACCUUUCCCACACCCGAUGGCCGGGGGCACACCAGCUAUGCCCAGCUUCUGGAACAGUGUCUCCAGGACAAAGCCUCUGGGCUUCACCUCCUGCCCCUGACAGAAGAUGCCCCCAACAUCCCCACUGACACACAGAUCCAGGAGACCCUGCAAGCAUCAGCUGGCACUGAAGACGGUUUGUCGCUCUGGGACUUGCUCACCUCUUGCCACUUUACCGAGGAACAGCGCAACGGCUACCUUGAGGAUGUGAAGGUUGGGAAGAUUUCUGUGCCGCAGCUACAGAACACUGUGCGCAGCUGGGUGCGCUCAGCGAAGCUCCUGGCCCGGGCCCGCAUCACUGUGCCAGGCCCACGGGGUGAGGUCCCUGCCACUUGGCUACGAGAUGCCGGUAUUAUCACCCAAGAGACACUGGAAGCACUGGCACAGGGCAUGCAGUCGCCCGAUGAGGUAGCCAAACAGCCUGCAGUGAAGGCCUGCCUCUGGGGUACGGGCUGUGUGGCCGGGGUGCUGCUCCAGCCCUCGGGGACCAAGUUGAGCAUUUCCCAGGCUGUAAGAGAUGGCCUCCUGCCCACAGGUCUGGGCCAGCAGCUGCUGGAGGCCCAGGUGGCAUCUGGCUUCCUCGUCAAUCCGCUAACCAACCAGAGAUUGUCAGUGGAGGGUGCAGUGAAGGCUGGCCUGGUGGGCAUGGAGCAGAGUGAACAUCUGAGGCAGGUUGAAAAGGCUGUGACAGGGUACUCAGACCCCUUUUCAGGAGGUUCCCUUUCUCUGUGGCAGGCUAUGGAGAAGGGGCUUGUAACCCAAAGUGAAGCCUUUCCUCUCCUGCAAGUCCAGCUGGCCACAGGGGGAGUUGUGGACCCCAUCCAUGGAGUGCACCUGCCCCAGGAAGUGGCCUACAAGCUUGGUCUCCUGGACGAGCAGACAAGCCGAGUGCUGACCGCCACUGGGAAGGAAAACAAGCUCUUUUUUGACCCCAACUCCCGUGAGAAGGUGACAUACCAGCAGCUCAGGGAACUCUGUGUGCUGGAUGCCGACACUGGCCUGUGGCUGCUGCCCCUGCCCCAGGACACUGUGCUUGAAGUGGAUGACCAUACUGCGGUGGCACUGAGGGCUAUGAAGGUGCCCAUCAACAUGGGGAGGUUCCAAGGGCACAGCGUGUCACUCUGGGACCUGCUACACUCUGAGUAUGUUGGGGCUGAGAAGCGGAGGGAGCUGGUGGCACUUUGUUGUUCCGGGAGGGCUGCCGCUCUGCGACAGGUCAUCGGUAUGCUCACCACCCUGGUGGAAGCUGCAGAGAAGCAGCCCUCGCAGGCCACCUUCAAAGGGCUCCGGAAGCAGGUUUCAGCUGGGGACUUGUUUAGGUCCCAGCUGAUCACCAAGCAGACACUGGAUGAGCUCAAUCAGGGGAAGAGGACAGUCCAGGAAGUGACAGAGAUGGAUAGUGUGAGGAGGUCCCUGGAAGGAGGCAACUUCAUUGCUGGGGUCCUUAUUCAGGAUACAAAAGAGAAGAUGAGUAUCCCAGAGGCCUUGAGAAGGCACAUUCUGAGGCCAGGCACAGCCCUGGUACUGCUGGAGGCACAGGCAGCCACCGGUUUCAUCAUUGACCCCGUGGAGAACCGGAAGCUAACUGUAGAGCAAGCGUUCCAGGCAGGGAUGUUUGGCAAGGAAACCUACAUGAAGCUGUUAUCAGCCGAGCGGGCUGUCACUGGCUAUACAGACCCUUACACGGGAGAACAGAUCUCUCUCUUUCAGGCCAUGCAGAGGGACCUUAUUGUCAGGGACCACGGCAUCCGCCUGCUGGAGGCCCAGAUCGCCACGGGUGGCAUCAUUGACCCUGUGCACAGCCACCGUGUGCCUGUGGACGUGGCCUACCAACGUGGCUACUUCAAUGAGGAGAUGAACCGCAUCUUGGCUGACCCAAGCGAUGACACCAAGGGCUUCUUUGACCCCAACACCCACGAGAACCUCACUUACCUGCAGCUGCUGGAGCGCUGUGUGGAGGACCCUGAGACUGGCCUGUAUAUGUUGGAAAUUGUAAAGAAAGGAGAAACCUACACGUACAUUGAUGAGGCCACAAGGCAAGCUCUGACAUCCAGAACUGUGAAAAUGUACAUAGGGAAGUUUGCAGGCCAGACGGUGUCUGUGUGGGACCUGUUAUCUUCCCAGUAUUUUACAGAAGGAAGGAGGAGAAAGCUUUUGCGGGAGUACAGAGCCCAGAAUAUAGGCCUGGAGAAUCUGCUGGAGGAGAUUACCUCGACCGUGGAAGAAACGGAGAAGCAAAGUCAAAUAUUCAAGGUGCCGGGUAUCCAUGGCGACGUGACAGCUGCAGAACUGUUCAACUCCGGGAUCCUUGACAAGAAGACCCUGGAUUCGCUCCACAGUGGGGAGAGGGGGUGCCAGGACCUCCGCCAGCUGGGGGAUGUAAAUAUCUACCUGGAGGGCAGCAAUUACAUCGCUGGAGUGAUAGCACCCCUAACCCAGAAGGUCAUGAGCUUCUACGAGGCCAGCAAGGAAGAGCUCAUCCCUGCAGGGUUUGCAGCACAGAUGCUGGAGGCACAGGCCGCCACUGGGUACAUAAUGGACCCUUACACCAACCAGAGGCUGUGUGUGGAUGAGGCCAUAGCAGCUGGGCUGGUGGGUGAAGACCUGAGAGAGAGACUUGUGAAUGCAGAGAUGGCAGCAAAGGGCUACGAAGACCCAGCCACAGGGGAGACUAUCCCACUGUACCAGGCCAUGGAGAGAAAGUUAGUGGGAAGGGAGGAGGCGCUGAGGUUGCUGGAGGUGCAGGUGGCCACGGGUGGGGUCAUUGACCCUCGGCACUGCCAUCGGGUCCCUCUGGAUACAGCCUGCCGGCGGGGCUGUCUGUGUGACGACAGCCUUGUUCUCGUUGCUGACCAAAAGCACAUGAGGAAAAGGUUUGUGGAUCCCAACACACAAGAAAAGGUCACAUACCAGGAGCUGCAGGACCGGUGCCAGCGGGAGGAGAAGUCAGGCUGGGCUCUGUUCCCAGUGGUCAAGGACAAAAAGGACAUAGAAUAUGUUGAUGAGGCCACCAAAAGGGCCCUGGAGGCAGAACAGGUGGAAGUGACCGUGGGGAGGUACAGAGGCCAGAGGCGAUCCGUGUGGGAACUGCUGAACUCAGAGUAUGUGUCCGAAGAGAAGAAGAUGGAGCUAGUUAGGCUAUACAAAGAGAACACAACCCGGGCACUGCAGAAGGUGGUAGAGCUCAUUCUACAAAUGAUUGCAGACAAGGAAAGAAGAAGCAGGCAACUAUGGUUCCGAGGAUUACGAACUCAGGUCACGGCUGAGGAACUGCUAAGGUCAGAGGUCAUCACAAAAGAGACUCUGGAAGACCUGGAAGAAGGCAGAGCCACAGUAGAUCAGAUUGAACGGAAGGAAGACGUGAGGAGAUACCUCAAAGGAAACAGCUGCAUAGCGGGGGUCCUGGUGCCAGUUCAAGGAGAUCCUGGGCGUCAGGAGAAGAUGAGCAUCUAUCAGGCCAUGUGGAAGGGAGUCCUGAGGCCAGGCACAGCCCUGGUGCUGCUGGAGGCUCAGGCAGCCACAGGCUUCAUCAUCGACCCAGUGAACAACCGGAGACUGUCUGUGGAGGAGGCCGUGGCUGCAGGCGUGGUGGGUGGCGAGAUCCAAGAGAAGCUGCUGUCUGCUGAGCGUGCGGUCACUGGGUACACGGACCCCUACACUGGGGACCAGAUCUCCCUCUUCCAGGCCAUGCAGAGGGACCUCAUUGUGAGAGACCAUGGCAUCCGUCUGCUGGAAGCCCAGAUUGCCACGGGUGGUGUCAUCGAUCCUGUGCACAGCCACCGUGUGCCCGUGGACGUGGCCUACCAGCGUGGCUACUUUGAUGAAGAGAUGAACAGCAUUUUGGCAGACCCUGGUGACGACACCAAGGGCUUCUUUGACCCCAACACUCAUGAGAACCUCACUUACCUACAGCUGCUGCGCCGCUGUGUGCGCGACCCAGAGACUGGCUUCUACAUGCUGCAGCUGGCUGGGAAGGGCUCCAGUGUGCACCACCUGAGCGAGGAACUGAGANGGGCCCUUCGCGAAGCCCGUGUGACCCCAGGCACAGGNGACUUCCAGGGCCAGAGCAUCUCUGUCUGGGAGCUUCUCUUCUACCGAGAGGUGCCCGAGAGUCUGCGCCAGGACCUGCUGCGUCGCUACCAGGCAGGUGGGCUGACNGUUCACGACGUGACCACCACACUCACCUCACUGCUGGCCCGAGCCAAGGAUGGGAGCCCACGGGAGGAUCCGCAAGGAGCCCUGGGCAAGGCCACCAUGGAAGUAAAACGGGGUCAUCUCCAGGGCCACGAGGUCCCAGUGUGGGACAUUCUGACAUCCAACUAUGUGAGCAGGGACACCCGGAAGGAGCUGCUGGCCCAGUUCAGCUCUGGGUCACUGACUCUGCCCAUGCUGAAGAGGAGACUGACCACCAUUAUUGANGAGGCUGAGGAGACACAGGAGUCCAAGCCAGAGCCGAGAGACGCCUCACUCAAGCAACAGGACACUGGGGCCAGAAGCUCAGGGACCUCCCCAGACAAGGGAGAUGCUCAGGACAGCUCCGAGAGUGCCAGGCAGCAACAGGAGCAGACUCUGCGUGCCACCACCAUGCAGGUGCACCGUGGGCAGUUCCGGGACCAGCAAGUUUCUGUGUGGAAAGUCCUGUUCUCCUCCUACCUGAGUGAGACCCGCCGGGAGGAGCUCCUUGCCCAGCACUUGGCUGGCAAGCUGGGGGUAAAGGAACUCAUUUCUCUCCUCGUCCAAAUCAUCGAGGAGACAGAAGAACGGCUCAGCAAGGUGUCUUUCCCUGGCCUGAGGCGACAGGUGUCCGCAUCUGAGUUGUGUACCUCUGGUAUCCUGGACCGGGACACCAUGCGAGAAUUGGCACAGGGCACCAAGACCAUUCAUGAGGUGACAGAGAUGGACUCCGUCAAGCGCUACCUGGGGGGCUCCAGCUGCAUAGCAGGCGUCCUGGUGCCCAUCCAGGGAGAGCCUGGGCGUCAGGAGAAGAUGAGCAUCUAUCAGGCCAUGUGGAAGGGAGUCCUGAGGCCAGGCACAGCCCUGGUGCUGCUGGAGGCUCAGGCAGCCACAGGCUUCAUCAUCGACCCAGUGNANAACCGNAGNCUGUCUGUGGAGGAGGCNGUGGCUGCAGGCGUGGUGGGUGGCGAGAUCCAAGAGAAGCUGCUGUCUGCUGAGCGUGCGGUCACUGGGUACACGGACCCCUACACUGGGGACCAGAUCUCCCUCUUCCAGGCCAUGCAGAGGGACCUCAUUGUGAGAGACCAUGGCAUCCGUCUGCUGGAAGCCCAGAUUGCCACGGGUGGUGUCAUCGAUCCUGUGCACAGCCACCGUGUGCCCGUGGACGUGGCCUACCAGCGUGGCUACUUUGAUGAAGAGAUGAACAGCAUUUUGGCAGACCCUGGUGACGACACCAAGGGCUUCUUUGACCCCAACACUCAUGAGAACCUCACUUACCUACAGCUGCUGCGCCGCUGUGUGCGCGACCCAGAGACUGGCUUCUACAUGCUGCAGCUGGCUGGGAAGGGCUCCAGUGUGCACCACCUGAGCGAGGAACUGAGANGGGCCCUUCGCGAAGCCCGUGUGACCCCAGGCACAGGNGACUUCCAGGGCCAGAGCAUCUCUGUCUGGGAGCUUCUCUUCUACCGAGAGGUGCCCGAGAGUCUGCGCCAGGACCUGCUGCGUCGCUACCAGGCAGGUGGGCUGACNGUUCACGACGUGACCACCACACUCACCUCACUGCUGGCCCGAGCCAAGGAUGGGAGCCCACGGGAGGAUCCGCAAGGAGCCCUGGGCAAGGCCACCAUGGAAGUAAAACGGGGUCAUCUCCAGGGCCACGAGGUCCCAGUGUGGGACAUUCUGACAUCCAACUAUGUGAGCAGGGACACCCGGAAGGAGCUGCUGGCCCAGUUCAGCUCUGGGUCACUGACUCUGCCCAUGCUGAAGAGGAGACUGACCACCAUUAUUGANGAGGCUGAGGAGACACAGGAGUCCAAGCCAGAGCCGAGAGACGCCUCACUCAAGCAACAGGACACUGGGGCCAGAAGCUCAGGGACCUCCCCAGACAAGGGAGAUGCUCAGGACAGCUCCGAGAGUGCCAGGCAGCAACAGGAGCAGACUCUGCGUGCCACCACCAUGCAGGUGCACCGUGGGCAGUUCCGGGACCAGCAAGUUUCUGUGUGGAAAGUCCUGUUCUCCUCCUACCUGAGUGAGACCCGCCGGGAGGAGCUCCUUGCCCAGCACUUGGCUGGCAAGCUGGGGGUAAAGGAACUCAUUUCUCUCCUCGUCCAAAUCAUCGAGGAGACAGAAGAACGGCUCAGCAAGGUGUCUUUCCCUGGCCUGAGGCGACAGGUGUCCGCAUCUGAGUUGUGUACCUCUGGUAUCCUGGACCGGGACACCAUGCGAGAAUUGGCACAGGGCACCAAGACCAUUCAUGAGGUGACAGAGAUGGACUCCGUCAAGCGCUACCUGGGGGGCUCCAGCUGCAUAGCAGGCGUCCUGGUGCCCAUCCAGGGAGAGCCUGGGCGUCAGGAGAAGAUGAGCAUCUAUCAGGCCAUGUGGAAGGGAGUCCUGAGGCCAGGCACAGCCCUGGUGCUGCUGGAGGCUCAGGCAGCCACAGGCUUCAUCAUCGACCCAGUGNANAACCGNAGNCUGUCUGUGGAGGAGGCNGUGGCUGCAGGCGUGGUGGGUGGCGAGAUCCAAGAGAAGCUGCUGUCUGCUGAGCGUGCGGUCACUGGGUACACGGACCCCUACACUGGGGACCAGAUCUCCCUCUUCCAGGCCAUGAAGAAAGACCUCAUUGUUAAGAACCAUGGCAUCCGUCUGCUGGAAGCCCAGAUUGCCACGGGUGGUGUCAUCGAUCCUGUGCACAGCCACCGUUUGCCAGUGGACGUGGCCUACCAGCGUGGCUACUUUGAUGAAGAGAUGAACAGCAUUUUGGCAGACCCUGGUGACGACACCAAGGGCUUCUUUGAUCCCAACACUCAUGAGAACCUCACUUACUUACAGCUGCUGCAGAGAGCUACAGUUGACUCGGAGACAGGAUUACUGUUUCUCUCUCUCUCUAAGGGCUGAUUUUCUUUGUGUGAUGUUCUGAGACUUUAUGGAAAGUACCUCUGCUUUCUCAUCAACCCUGACUCGGAUCCUUAUAUUCCCUGUUCUCCUUUCAGCUCUUGUUAAUCAGGGCAGGUUAUGGUCUUUUCCCUUUCCCUGCCUGCUUCUGAUUGGUAAUUUUGCGUGCUGUUCCUGUUCUCCCUGCUUUUCUUCUUGUUUUUUUUUUUCCUCCUCUAAAAUUUUCUUAUGUUGAUUCUUAUGACUGUUUUCUGUUGUUUCAACAUGAGGUCAGAGGGAGCUUUUUGCUUUUGUUUUUUUGUUUUUGUUGGGGUUUUUUGUUUGUUUGUUUGUUUGUUUCUGAGACAGGGUUUCUCUGAUACAGCUUUGGUUGUCCUGGUACUCACUCUGUUGAACAGUCUGAUGUCAUUCUCAGAGAUUCACCUGCCUCCUCCUCUGGAGGACUGGGAUUAAGGGCAUGUGCCACCAUUGCCCAGCCAAGGAAAUGCUCUUUGAAUCGAGCACAGCAAUCCUUCACCUUGAAGUGUGCACCAGUCUCAGAGUGGAUGUCAAUCUUUUCUAUUGGUUUCCCAAGCACUGGGAUUGCAAGUGUAAAGCACCAUGUUUGGCCAAGAUCUUCAAACAUUUUCAAUUCAUGGCCACUUUGUACAUGGUGUGUCUUGAUUUGCCAUCUGUGUUUAGUAAUGAUGUCGCUCAUCUUUUCUCCAUGUACCUCUGAGACAUCCCACAGGUCGGUGUAUUACAACUCAGUGUAUUAAUGUCUUUUGAUAAUAAAUGAAUUUUCCGGUCUUGUGGGGACUCA
This is a messenger RNA of Mus caroli (Ryukyu mouse), 11326 nucleotides long. The record is from RefSeq and is a predicted model, not a curated record. Lineage: Eukaryota; Metazoa; Chordata; Mammalia; Rodentia; Muridae.